AUGGCAAUCAUCGAGGGACCGGCUAGAUGGCAGACCUUUGGUGGACAACGGCAGCACUGGUGGAACGGCCAAGCCUUGCGGCAUUGUUGGGGCCCAGCUGUCCAAGCCAAGUUAGACCUCAAGCCCAGCGCGUCCUCUGGCAACUCCGACAUCAAAGCGACAAGCGGAGUCGGAACGGCCGCCGUCGCCAAGGCAGCCCGACCGAAAAAGGCAAGCGGCUGCAGAGGACAAAGGGUAUCCAUCGAGGCAGCAGAGGCCGAGAGGGUCGCGGAGUUUCAAGCGGAGGUCGACACGUCAAGCUGCGAUAGCAUCGAAGGAGAACCAAAGCAAGAUUUGGCCGCUGCGUCGGCGCCUGCAGCAGCAGCAGCAGCAGCAGCAGAGACAGCGAGCAAGGAGGAUAAGCAGGAGGCGACCAGCGUCGGGGCUAUGGGAGCGACGCCGCGCUGCAGUGGAACGCAGGAUUUCGCCUACAACCCAGCUCCGACGGGAAGGCAGGACGCCCUCAAUUUCUUCGAGCUGUGGUUCCAUGGACCGGGACAGCGUCGAAGCAGUGCAUUGGGUGUCCAUGCCAGGGUUCUCGCCCUUGGCCGCCACUCUUACUCGCGGCGUUCCUCGGCGACGUCUAGAGGCCGCUCGCUCCUUGCCUUACCGACACGUCAGAUCCAGGCCCUCGCCGAAUUCGAGGUCGGAGAGGCUCCUGCUUCGUCCGUCAAGGGCGGGCGUCAGAGUUGGAUGAGGCUGAUGGCAGCCGGGCUCGUUCAACGAUUGUUGCUUCGCAGUCCGCUCGCUGGGGAGAGGAAAGGGCCGCUCGAACCCUUUGCCCGCGCAAUGACAUCUUACCGUGUGCCGAUGGACGGAUCGGACAACAAGCCCACGCUUGUUCGGCGGGAGUCUCGUUCCGACACGGGCGGAUUGGAGAAUCGGGUUGCAGCUCUGACUGCCUUGCGCUGCAGUGAGUUGCCAUGGCCGGCAGCAUUGGGCCGGACACUGGCGCUCGGGACUCGACACGGCGGCAAGAUGGAACCUCACCGGUCCCUGCCACGCGCGGGUUCCAUCCGCUUGGAUCUGCGCGCGUGUCGAAAACAUGCAAGGGGCUCCCUCAGCGCAGCCACACUUGGGCUUUCUCGACCCCACGAACGGGCCCUUCCUCUCGCAUUGACGGUGGGAAUCUCGGCCUAUGCGAGCAGACACAAUGCCGGCCUCCCCUCUCGAAGGCGAAGCCUCGCCUCCCAGCUCUUCCCUCCGGCGUUGUCAAAUCCAGCUUCCGUCGACCUUUUCUGGCGCAGCAGCCCCUCACAUUGGGCCCGAAUGCCUCGUAGCAUGAGCCCUGCCUGGCACUCUAAUUCUCGAAACGCCGGCAGUCCCAACGACGUGUUUCGCAGGACUCCUGACAUCACAUCUCCGAGCCAUCUCGCUCGCUUAGCCGGUGUGCCACAAGCGACCCCGAGCGAGGCGCUCGCAUUGGCGCUGGCUUCCAUGCCUCGGCGAUGGCGUCCCGACUAUCUUGGCGACCAUGAUGGACCGUUCCAAUGCAAGAAAGCUGCUUUGCCAGAAAGCGCGAUCUGCUACGAACAAUUGCACAGCGCUCUGCGUGAUUGA
Moesziomyces antarcticus is the source of this 1599-nucleotide messenger RNA. RefSeq lists its product as uncharacterized. Lineage: Eukaryota; Fungi; Basidiomycota; Ustilaginomycetes; Ustilaginales; Ustilaginaceae. Bases 1 to 1599 code for a protein of 532 amino acids. The record is from RefSeq and is a predicted model, not a curated record. The transcript has 8 exons.